This is a messenger RNA of Ichthyophthirius multifiliis, 1800 nucleotides long. RefSeq names its product protein kinase domain protein. Gene Ontology annotation, cellular component: nucleus; cytoplasm. Gene Ontology annotation, biological process: mitotic DNA damage checkpoint signaling; protein phosphorylation. The transcript has 4 exons. The record is from RefSeq and is a predicted model, not a curated record. NCBI's taxonomy places the organism in Eukaryota, Ciliophora, Oligohymenophorea, Hymenostomatida. Gene Ontology annotation, molecular function: ATP binding; protein serine/threonine kinase activity.
AUGUUUAUUUAAAUAUUAUAUAUAUAUAAGCAAAAUUACUAUUAUAUAAUAAUAAAAUUAAAUAAUAAAAUAAUUAAAAUACAUAUAUAUAUAUAUUAUUAAUGGGUAGUAAAAUAAAUAAAUAUCCUACAGUCGAUAAAAAGUUUAAAAAAUAUAUAUAUAUAUUUGUAUAUUUUUUUUUUAAAUACAAGUAUUAAACUAACUUCUUUUUUUGAUGACAGUGAUAAAAAUAAAUAGCAAACAAAAAAAAUAUGGCAAAAACCAACUAAAGAUUAAGAAAUUCUGAACAAAAAAAUAUUUUUAUUAUAGUCCAAAUUUUAUAAAAAAAGCAAAUCUAAAUAAAAAUUAAAGACAAGACAUUAUUAUAUAGAUGACUCGAACUUAUAUGUAUCCAAAAGUGAGAAAUCUGAAAAAAUAUAAGGCUUUUUGAAUCUUAAUUGUUGUAAAUUAGACAUUCUAGAAAAUAUAGACAUAAAACAAUUUAAUUAAACGUCUCUAAUGUAAGGAUUUCGAUUAAUUAGAAACGGGAAAUACAUUGAAAUAUAUACAGACGAUCAAUUGAUAUUUAAAGAAUGGAGAAAUGUUAUAACAUUAAAUGCAAUUUAGUAAAACUUUCACGAAGAUUUUAUAGUCACAAAAAUUAUUGGGAAAGGUUCCUUUGCAAAGGUUUAUUUAGCAACAAAAAAAUAAAAUAAUUAAUAAUAUGCAAUUAAAGCUUUUAAUAAAGAAUUUAUGUUAAAUUAACACAAAGGUAAAGAAUCCUUAAUAAAUGAAAUAAUUGUAAUGAGAAAUUUAAGAAAUGAGCAUUUAAUAAAUCUAUAUGAAGUAUAUGAAACAGCUAAUUCGAUAUAUUUUGUAGUCGAUAUUAUUAAUGGAGGGGAGCUUUUACAUAGAUUAAGGGAAAAAAAAACCAUAAAAGAAUCUGAUUUAAAAAAUUUGAUAAGAAAUUUAUUAUUAGGGCUUUAAUAUUUGCAUUAAAAAUAAAUUAUGCAUAGAGAUUUAAAACCUGAAAAUCUUUUAUUAAAAUCAAAAGAAAAUGAUUAUGAUUUGGUUAUUGCAGAUUUAGGACUGGCCACUUUUACUAAUAUUAAAAAUAUUUUAUUUAAAAGAUGUGGUACUCCAGGUUUUGUAGCACCAGAAGUUUUAGCAUAUUAAGAUGGAGGAAGCUUUUAUGAUGUUAAAUGUGAUAUAUAUUCAGCAGGAGUGAUAUUUUAUUUAUUGCUAACAGGAAAACAACCAUUUGAAGGUAAAGACUAUAAAGCAAUACUAAGAGCUAAUAGAGAAAGUAAUAUAUAAUAUGAUAUUCCUGAACUUGAUACUGUUUCUAUAGAUGCUAAAGAUUUACUUAUAAAAAUGUUAAGGUCUAAUCCUUCCGAAAGAUUUUCGGCUAGUGAAUGCUUAGGACAUCCGUUUUUAAAUUAAAGUUAAGAUUAAUAAAAUUAUUAAAAUUUAGAAUUUGCUUAAUAAAAUUUAAAAAAUUACGAAGUUGGCUAUUUGUCAAAUAUAAGGAAUAAAAAUUAAACAGAUUCUUAAGAAUAAAUUGGUUCUUUAGCACUUCAUUCGAAUGGAAUUCCGGCUAUGAAUGGAAAUAUUGAUACUAUGGGUAGUUUAAGUAAUUAUAGUAAUGCUAAUUUAGGUAAUAAAGAAAAUAAAGAAUUAGUUUAGUCGAAGUUCUCGACUAGAGCAAAAACAGAGAGUAUUGAUUCGAAUAUUUUAAAAAAUUAAUUACAUUUAGAAGUUAAAAAUAAAGAAAAGAAUAAUUUACAUAAAAUGGCUAUUUAAAAUAAUAUGAAUAAAUGA